AUAAUCGUAUUUUAAAAAUACUGAGAAUGCUAAAGCAAAGACAUUUCGUUUACAAAAUAAUUAUUGGCAUCAUAGCUACAUUAGCGUUUUUGGCCUUAACAUAUUUUCUUAAAUACAAUCGACAAAGUCAUCUCACUGAUCCACCCAGUUUCAUCUUAAAGUUAAAGGAAUACUGUCUUAGUUUACCAAAAUCAAAAGAUUCUGCUAUAAAACUGGUAGACAUUAUGGGGCAGAAUGAAUUGACAUUCCUAGAUUGCAAAGAGAAGAUAUCGACGUUAAUUUUAAUUGAUGACAGUAACCAGAAAAAAUUAAACGCCUGCAAUGAAAACAAUACAAGAAUAGACAUUAAAUUUGAAGAAAACAAAGUCAAAUUAAAUAGUUGUGAAGAAAAGUUUAUAAACUUAAAGCAGUGCAAAGAAAAUACGGCGAAGCUUGAAAAUAAGAUUACAGAUUUACAAAAACAAUUGGCCGAGAAAAUGCACACAAAGCCUAUAAGUGCAAGAUUAAACGCGGCAGAGGAACCAAGAGUGUUAAGAGAAAUCUUAAGUUCUGAAACUUCAAAAUCUGAGGUUCCAGGAAUAUUUCCAUCCACUAUUCAUUACGUUUGGUGUGAAAAUAAAAGUUUUAAAUUUGAACAUGCUUUGGGAAUUAUAAGUACGGUGCGUAUCCUGAAUCCAUUGAGAUUGGUGUUUUAUUACAAUUAUCUACCCAACAGUGGAGGAUAUUAUUACUACUCAUGGUUUUAUGAAUUGACACAGUCAUUGCCAAAUUUCGACUUGAAAAAAAUCGACAGAGUUAUACGAUGUAACACAAUGGACGCGGUGGAGUUUGCUUUAGAACAAAUAGCAUCAAGUGGAGGGGGAGGUUUUUAUUUUGGUGAAAGAGCUGUGUUGACGUACAUCCCAGAAGACUGGAAAACAAAGGAAUUCGUCACAUACUCAAAACCUGGGUCUUUAUCUAGCGAAGGAUUGAUCGUGUUGAUAAAACAAGUGUCCGCUAAUAAGAAAGAAGACAUAAAACAGCUUAAACAGAAAGUUCUCAAGGAUCCAUACUACUGUCACACAGCUCAAGAGUUCGACAGUCGGGAUCCUGAUACAACACAGUCCUCGCCGUGUGUAGUCCUGCCCAGUGAUGUGUUACCAGAACAUAUCCUCAACAACACAUCCCAGUUGAACGCUGUACUCAGAUGGUUGUAUUAUGGGAGAAGGGAAGGUCUGCAGGCCGAACAAAGCAGCCCAGUCGUCUGGUCUUUUGAGAGUUACGUCUGUGUCAUAUCUGCUCUCUACGUUGGUGGAUUUGAGAGAGUGUAUGUACACGGCGACACAAGACCGUCAGGUUACUGGUGGGAGAAGUUGAAGCAGGAAAACGUUACAUUUGUCUACGUUGACCAGCCCCAUAAUGUUUUCCAACAAGAGCUGAAUGUGAUGGCCCACAGAGCGGAUAUUCUCAGAGUCCUCAUUUUGUUUAAAUAUGGCGGCACUUACAACGACAAAGACGUUAUUUGGGUCAAACCACUUUCUGAGAGUCAGAGAAGGUACCCGACGAUCAUGUGCUAUGAGUGGCCGGAAGUUCCUCCUUGGCCAAGAGCAGUCAACAACGGGUUGCUGGUCUCCAAGGCCGGAGCUCCAUUCUUGUUGAAAAUUUUAGACUCAUUUUGGUUCUAUCGUGACGAUAUGUGGGCCAUGAACUCAGUGCUGAUGUACUACAAGCUGUAUGAGAGGAACCCGGAAAUGGUUCACAUUGACCCCAAGCUUCAGGUAAAAUAUAAAAGAUGGUCCUCUGUUACAAUCACAUCUGUCAUCCUACAUGCUUUCCAUUUCAUUCACAUGAACGCUCCACCAAUUUUCACAUCGUUUUCUGCCAUAAAGAACAAAACCAGUGUUGACGCUUUGUUGUUAAGGAGAUUAAUGGACGCUAUACAGAAGGCGGGGAGAGCUCAUUUGUUGGAGGAGAAAAACUAG
Messenger RNA from Physella acuta, 1961 nucleotides. RefSeq lists its product as uncharacterized. NCBI's taxonomy places the organism in Eukaryota, Metazoa, Mollusca, Gastropoda, Physidae. The record is from RefSeq and is a predicted model, not a curated record.